Molecule: messenger RNA, 414 nt
Organism: Penicillium concentricum
Lineage: Eukaryota; Fungi; Ascomycota; Eurotiomycetes; Eurotiales; Aspergillaceae
Product: GFA family protein
Exons: 1
Coding region: 1-414 (137 amino acids)
Molecular function (GO): carbon-sulfur lyase activity
Source: RefSeq, a predicted model, not a curated record
AUGGCCUCCGGUAGCUGCGCUUGUCAUUAUAUCAGCUACACAGCCUCCACUCCCCCAACCUGCCUAGUCAAUUGCCAUUGCACAACCUGCCGCAAACAAGCCGGCGCACCCUAUCAAAGCUGGGCAUUCUUCGCGACCGAAGAUAUCCAAUGGCGCAUCAAUCCCACAGAACGACGGGCAAGCAAUGCCGCUACACGUAGCUUCUGUCCUCAAUGUGGUUCGACUCUUAGUAUGAUCCUGGAUCGUGAUCUGAAGAGUAUCGGGAUCGCUGCGGGGACACUCGAUGAGGGGAAGACGCAGAUCCCGCUGCCAAGCCAUGAUAUCUUUCUUAGUGAGAAGGCGUCUUGGUUUGAAUUGCCCAAGGGGGAUGGGGCAAAGAGAUGGGAUAAAUGGAGAAUAAAUGCUAAACUGUAG